AUGACGGUCAUGUUCAUCUUUCCUUCUUUCUAUCUCUCCACACCCCUAUACCAAGCCCUCAGUACCCUCCACACCCCUAUACCAAGCCCUCAGUACCCUCCACACCCCUAUGCCAAGCCCUCAGUACCCUCCACACCCCUAUACCAAGCCCUCAGUACCCUCCACACCCCUAUGCCAAGCCCUCAGUACCCUCCACACCCCUAUACCAAGCCCUCAGUACCCUCCACACCCCUAUGCCAAGCCCUCAGUACCCUCCACACCCCUAUACCAAGCCCUCAGUACCCUCCACACCCCUAUGCCAAGCCCUCAGUACCCUCCACACCCCUAUACCAAGCCCUCAGUACCCUCCACACCCCUAUACCAAGCCCUCAGUACCCUCCACACCCCUAUACCAAGCCCCUCAGUACCCUCCACACCCCUAUGCCAAGCCCUCAUUACUCUCCACACCCCUUUGCCAAGCCCUCAGUACCCUCCACACCCCUUUGCCAAGCCCUCAGUACCCUCCACACCCCUUUUGCCAAGCCCUCAGUACCCUCCAGACCUGCAAUGCCAAGCUCUCAGUUCCCCCCACCCCCCACAGUGCAGAGAUGGGAGGCUGACUCUCUCCCUGGAAAAGUGUUGAGUGGCACAAAGGUGGAGAGGCAGGUUGGAGGCCUGGAUGUAACCUGGUCCAUCAUAUUGUCCAUCUGCUCUACAAAGCCUGUGGUAUGUGGCAGCAUACCAAGGCAACCUCCUCAUGGGUUAGAAUAG
Messenger RNA from Oncorhynchus kisutch (coho salmon), 750 nucleotides. Its product is annotated as leucine-rich repeat extensin-like protein 5. The transcript has a single exon. NCBI's taxonomy places the organism in Eukaryota, Metazoa, Chordata, Actinopteri, Salmoniformes, Salmonidae. The record is from RefSeq and is a predicted model, not a curated record. Bases 1 to 750 code for a protein of 249 amino acids.